AUGCCACUUUUAAAAUCAAUUAAAGAGAAAUUUGAACACUCGAAACUUACACCGAAGUCUCAUGCUGCUUUAGAACCAAGUAUCCCAAGCACCUCAAGUGAAAUUGAUCAAAAGACAAUUUAUAGGUAUCGUUAUAAUUAUGGUGUUAAUUUAGGUUCCUUAUUUGUUUUAGAACCAUGGAUUUAUAAUACGAUGUUUGAAGAAGGCGGAAAUGAUGAGUUCCAUGCUAUCUCAAACUACAUGCAAAAACACUCUGUCAAUGAGGCCAUCGCAAAAUUGAGCGAGCAUUAUAACGCCUAUAUUUCCAAAAUCGAUUGGAACUGGUUACGGACACAAGCUAAUGUUACAGCAUUGAGGGUCCCAAUUGGUUAUUGGCAUGUUAAAAAUGGUGACUUCCUGAGCCACUUACCAUUUGAACCUUUGAGAAAAGUCUAUGAAGGUGCUAAGCCAUGGGAAUUUUUGAGAGAAUUGGUUAAAACUGCCCAGAGUUAUAAUAUUGGUAUAUUGAUUGAUGUACAUGGUUUGCCUGGGGGAGCAAAUACUGAUGCACACAGUGGUAUUCAAAAUCCCAAGCCAACUUUCUUUCAAGAAAGUAAAUACGUGAGUACAAUGACAGAUGAAAUUUUACCCUUUAUUGUACAGGAUAUUUGCUCAAAUUAUGUCAACAUAAUUGGAUUGCAAAUCAUUAACGAGUCUGUUUUUAAUAACAAUGCAAAAGGUCAAAAAAAAUACUAUUCCAAAGCUAUUUCAAGCAUUAGGGAAAUAGAUAGUACAUUGCCAAUUGUUAUCUCAGAUGGAUGGUGGCCUGAUCAAUGGGCUGAUUGGCUAGUUCAAAAUAAGCUCGACUCGGCAGUAGUGGUUGAUUCUCAUAUUUAUCGUUGCUUUUCUGAAGAUGACAAAUCGAAGCAUGCUGGGCAAAUAAUAGAAGGUUUGCCUCAAUCAGUAAACUUCCCUUAUGAUAAAGCCGACUACAUGGUUGGAGAAUUUUCCUGCGUUCUCGAUAAUGCCACCUGGAAUAAGACUCAAGGUGACCGCAAUGUUCAUAUUCAUGAUUUUGGUAAUGCAGAGACAAAAAUCUUCAGUCAAGUUUCCAGUUGGGGCUGGUUCUUUUGGACUUUACAAUUCCAAUAUGGUGAUGGGGGCGAAUGGGGGUUUGUUCCAAUGAUGGAAAAAGGUAAUUUGUUGAAGAGACGUAACAUACCAGUAAACAUUCCAAAGGAAAAGGUUGACAAUAUAAUCUCUGAACAUGUUGAGUAUUGGAAGAAAAACGGUGGCGAGAAUUUCGAGCAUUGGAGAUAUGAAGAUGGUAUAAAGACAGCAAUUGCUGAUAUACAAAUGUUUGACAAGUUUGAUUGUUCAUCUUUAGGAAGAUGGCAUUCAUGGAUGGUUCAACGCAGGGAGCAGUACAUUAAACUUAAAAAUGACAGUGAAUAUAUGUGGGAAUGGGAACAAGGCUUUCAACGUGGAUUGAAAGAAUUUAAUAAAAAUUAG
This is a messenger RNA of Kazachstania africana CBS 2517, 1491 nucleotides long. It is a transcript of the gene MRX18, whose product is annotated as 17-beta-hydroxysteroid dehydrogenase-like protein. Bases 1 to 1491 code for a protein of 496 amino acids. The transcript has a single exon. Gene Ontology annotation, biological process: glucan catabolic process. Gene Ontology annotation, cellular component: extracellular region; cell surface. The record is from RefSeq and is a predicted model, not a curated record. Lineage: Eukaryota; Fungi; Ascomycota; Saccharomycetes; Saccharomycetales; Saccharomycetaceae. Gene Ontology annotation, molecular function: glucan endo-1,6-beta-glucosidase activity.